Molecule: messenger RNA, 1731 nt
Organism: Heterobasidion irregulare TC 32-1
Lineage: Eukaryota; Fungi; Basidiomycota; Agaricomycetes; Russulales; Bondarzewiaceae
Exons: 8
Coding region: 1-1731 (576 amino acids)
Biological process (GO): carbohydrate metabolic process
Molecular function (GO): phosphotransferase activity, alcohol group as acceptor; kinase activity
Source: RefSeq, a predicted model, not a curated record
AUGCCAGCACAAAGUUAUUACAUCGGCAUCGACGUCGGGACAGGCUCUGCGCGCGCGGGUCUCGUCAAGGCGGACGGAACGAUCGUUGCAUCAUCUACACAAGACACCAUCACCUGGCGGGACCCGCAGGAUCAUCGCAUCUUCGAGCAAUCCACAACAGACAUCUGGUCAGGUAUCUGUACCGCCGUCCGUGCCGUCCUUAAAGAAUCCAAAGUGUCCCCUGGGGACGUGAAAGGGCUCGGCUUCGACGCGACGUGCUCUCUCGCCGUGUCCGACCUCAAGGGGGAACCGGUGACGGUGACCAAGGGCGAUAGACUUGGCCAGCCUGGCGAGCGGAAUAUCAUCCUCUGGGCGGACCACCGCGCGGAGAAGGAAGCCAAGCUGAUCAACAGCCAACACUCUAUCGUCCUCGACUAUGUCGGCGGCGUCAUGAGUCUCGAGAUGGAGGUCCCGAAGAUCCUCUGGCUCAGCAAGCACAUGUCCCCGGAGCUGUUCGCCCGCUGCCAGUUCUUCGACCUGCCCGAUUUUCUCACGUACCGCGCGACGGGGGCCAACACGCGCUCCAAGUGCUCCGUCACCUGCAAGUGCUCGUAUGUCCCCGACAAGGGCUGGCAGACCGACUUCUUCGAGCGCAUCGGCCUCGCGUCGGUCCCGCGCGAGGGCUUCCGACAGAUGGGCGCGAACGACGGGGACGUCUUGACGGCGGGGGUUCCUGUGGGCAAGGGGCUCUCCAAGCAGGCAGCUGCGGAGCUGGGACUACUCGAGGGAACUCCUGUCGGGAGCGGUGUCAUCGAUGCCUACGCAGGGUGGCUCGGCACAAUUGCGGCGCGGCACGAGGAGAAUGGCAAACUCUCACCCUCUAUGCCGUUCGAGGAGUCUGGCCAUCGUCUCGCUGCGGUCGCCGGCACUAGUACAUGUCACAUCGUGCAGAGCCGCGAGGGCGUUUUUGUACCGGGCGUAUGGGGACCGUAUAAGGAUCCUGUGUUCCCCGGGUGGUGGAUGAACGAGGGCGGACAGUCAUCGACCGGCCAGCUCAUCGACUUUGUGAUCACAACCCACCCCGCGUACGGCGAGCUCCAAGAGCGCGCGGCGGCGCAGCAGAAGAACAUCCACCAGGUUCUCCGAGAGACCAUGGACGAGAUUCGCGACGCCGAAGGCGCCGAGUCCUGGACCGAAGCCCUAAAAGAAAUGCACUUCUAUCCUGACCUACACGGCAACCGCUCGCCCAUCGCCGACCCCCGCAUGCGCGGUGCCCUCGUCGGCCUCACCCUCGACCGCUCCCUCCAAGACCUCGCGCGCAAGUAUGCGCUCACGCUCGAGGCCAUCGCGCUCCAGACGCGCCACAUUCUCGACGCGCUCAACGGCGCCGGCCACGCCGUCUCCGCCAUCUACAUGUCCGGCUCCCAGGCGCAGAACGCCGCGCUCAUGCGCCUCUUCGCCGACGCGUGCGCCGUCCCCGUCGCCCUCCCCGCCGCACACGCCGCCGCGGUCGUCCUCGGCGCAGCCGUGCUCGCUCGGUUCGCUGCAGAGCACCCGAAGCCGAUGCCCCAAGACGAACACAACCGCAAGCUCUGGGCCAUCAUGGUUGAGAUGACGCCUCCCGCAACCAUCGUGCUGCCCCAGGCCGGCCCCAAGGAAAAGCGGCUGCUCCAAGCAAAAUACAAGAUUUUCAGGGAAUCGAUCGAGAUACAGAAAAGGUGGCGACAUGAGAUGGACGAGGCAGCCAAGUAG